Messenger RNA from Helianthus annuus (common sunflower), 496 nucleotides. RefSeq names its product protein kish. Lineage: Eukaryota; Viridiplantae; Streptophyta; Magnoliopsida; Asterales; Asteraceae. The coding region runs from base 109 to 321 and encodes 70 amino acids. Gene Ontology annotation, biological process: protein secretion; intracellular transport. The record is from RefSeq and is a predicted model, not a curated record. The transcript is spliced from 4 exons.
UGUAAUAUUUAUAUCUUUUUUUACAUCGUGUAUGUUUUUGCGUGAUCGGAGCUUAAGAAGAAGAACCUUUCUUUAAUCUAAUCAUCAGUUCAUCACGGUUCCACUAACAUGUCGGCCCUAUUCAAUUUCCAUUCGUUUCUGACGGUGGUUUUGCUUGUAAUCUGCACAUGCACCUUCUUGAAGAUGCAGUUUCCUACCAUACUUGAACAGAAAACUGGAUUUCGAGGAUUCUUCUGGAAGGCUGCUCGAAUAGGUGAGCGGUUGAGCCCAUGGGUAGCUGUUGGAUGUUUCACAAUGGGUGUCUCCAUUAUAUUUUUCUGAAUCACAUCUCUCAAGUUUUGGGUAGCUACAAUGAUAUCUUCCUUUUUAAUAGGUUUGGUACAACUAUCUUGUUGAGAUCUUUCAAUUAUUCUGUAAUUUUUGACUUAUAGUUAUGUAUUUUUGAGGUAUUGGGAUACUUGAAUGUUAUCUUCAAUAUAUUAACACAAUUUUUGUA